This is a messenger RNA of Orycteropus afer afer, 1731 nucleotides long. It is a transcript of the gene SHQ1, whose product is annotated as SHQ1, H/ACA ribonucleoprotein assembly factor. Gene Ontology annotation, biological process: box H/ACA snoRNP assembly. The transcript is spliced from 11 exons. Gene Ontology annotation, cellular component: nucleoplasm; cytoplasm. Lineage: Eukaryota; Metazoa; Chordata; Mammalia; Tubulidentata; Orycteropodidae. The record is from RefSeq and is a predicted model, not a curated record. The coding region runs from base 1 to 1731 and encodes 576 amino acids.
AUGCUGACCCCCGUAUUCGAACUCACCCAGGACCCUGACUUUCUGACCGUCGCCAUCCGUGUGCCCUAUGCUCGAGUCUCCGAAUUUGACGUCUACUUCGAGGGAGUCGACUUCAAGUUUUACGCCAAGCCGUACUUUCUUAGAUUAACCCUUCCUGGAAGAGUUAUAGAAAAUGGAAGUGAGCAAGGCUCCUAUGAUGCAGAUAAAGGAAUUUUUACCAUCCGAUUGCCCAAAGAAACUCCUGGUCAGCAAUUUGAGGGGCUAAACAUGCUAACAGCUCUCCUAGCACCAAGAAAAUCCAGGACUGCGAAGCCACUUGUGGAAGAAAUAGGUGCCUCUGAGGUUUCUGAGGAAGCAGUAGAAGAUGAUGAUGAAGGAUUUGAUUGGGAAAUUGAACAGACUCCCUAUGAGGAGGUAUCAGAAAGUGAUUUGAAUCUGCAGUGCCACUAUGGAUUUGGCAACUUACGAUCAGGAGUAUUUCAGCGGUUACAGGAUGAAUUAAGUGAAGUGAUUGAUAUUAAGGAUCCAGACUCUGUUCCUGCAGCUGAACGAAGACAGAAACGCCUGGCUGCUGAGCUGGCCAAAUUUGAUCCUGAUCAUUACCUAGCUGACUUUUUUGAAGAUGAGGCAGUUGAACAGGUUUUAAAGUACAAACCUUGGUGGACUGAUACAUAUUCAAAAAUGAUGGCUUCUUCAGGAAAGAGCCAGGAACAAGAAAACCUUGCUGUGCUAGUGUCUUUUUCUGAAGAUGAGAAGUAUCAGCUACGAAACUUUGUCAAUAAAUCUUAUCUGCUGGAUAAGAGAGCCCACCGUCAAGUGUACUACAGUCUGAUUGAUAUCCUUCUGGCCUAUUGCUAUGAAAUUCGUGUCACUGAAGGAGAGAAGAAUGUUGAAUCUGCAUGGAAUAUCAGAAAAUUGAGUCCCACUUUGUGCUGGUUCGAGACUUGUACUAAUGUUCAUGAAAUCCUGGUAUCCUUUGGAAGAAGAGUUUUGUGCUACCCACUUUAUCGCCAUUUCAAACUGGUGUUGAAAGCCUACAGAGAUACUAUAAAGAUACUACAACUGGGUAAAAGUGCAGUUUUAAAGUGUCUCCUGGAUAUUCACAAAAUAUUUCAGGAAAACGAUCCAGCUUACAUUUUAAAUGAUCUCUACAUCUCAGACUACUGUGUGUGGAUUCAGAAAGCCAAGUCCAGAAAAUUGGCAGCUCUUGCAGAAGCCUUAAAAAAGGACUCCCUUACAAAGGCCCAGCUGGGAUUAGAAUUGGAAGAACUGGAAGCAGCGGCCCUUCUUGUCCAGGAGGAAGAAACUGCAUUAAAAGCAGCCUGCUCAGUUUCCAGGCAGCACACACCUUGCUCCAGUCCUGAGGCAAGUGAUUCAGAGGAAUCAGACAGUACCUCAUCCUCCAGAACCCAAGACUCAGAUUCAGAAGAAGACAAGCUACAAGAGAAUGAAUCCAAGACUAUAGGAUGUUUGCUGGGUCCCCUUGAAGAAAGCAGUGUCCUGCUUACUGAUGGUAGUGGAGUAUGCAAGAACAUGGCCUUCCUGAGGUCUGAGGGCAAUCAGGGAAAACCACUUCCCCCUUCUCAUGCUGCAGGAGGGUCUGGGCCUCUGAUAGAGGAGCUUGGAGAACAACUGAAAACGAAAGUCCACAUUUUGGAACCUGAGGGCUCCACUGCUGGAAACCACAGCAGUGUGCAGGACAGAAAUGACCAGCAGACACCAAUUAAUUGA